This is a messenger RNA of Rhagoletis pomonella (apple maggot), 1349 nucleotides long. Its product is annotated as Hermansky-Pudlak syndrome 1 protein homolog. Gene Ontology annotation, cellular component: BLOC-3 complex. Gene Ontology annotation, biological process: vesicle-mediated transport. NCBI's taxonomy places the organism in Eukaryota, Metazoa, Arthropoda, Insecta, Diptera, Tephritidae. The record is from RefSeq and is a predicted model, not a curated record. Gene Ontology annotation, molecular function: guanyl-nucleotide exchange factor activity.
GAUUUGGUAUUUUUGUCGUUGCUUGCGCGUUCUCUACAACGUGAUCGGCGACCACUCAACCGUUCCGUGGCCGUGUUUUUGCAGGGCGCAUCACAUGAUCCCCAUUCUGGAUGUGUGCCCUGUAUUGCGCAUCUGUCGCAACUUGCCAAAGGUAUCUUAUUGGUGCAGGUGAUCGAAUACGCUAAUCUACAAGUUGCAAGCAGUAUGUACGAUACGUUCUUCGUACUCCAGAAGAUAAUAACGUUGCAAGUACAAGGUGACUCGGAUGCAAUGAGGCCCACUUAUGAAAGCUUAGAAUCAUUUGUUAAGCAGACAUUGGAUGCACUAAAACGUUCCAAGUUAAAAGGUGAUGAAUUGGAUACUUCACUGAAAAAGUUUGUUACUAAAUGGGAAAACUUAAAGAAAAUGUACGGAGAUUUUUUCCGUUCGGUGGAGCGAGAGCUGUUAGUGAGGAUUGAGUCCAAUGUGCCAGCAUUCAUGGAUGAAUUAAAACAGUUGUUUACUUUAACUUGCUGCGACAGUUCGUCGAUUGCUUUGGAUCAGUUGCCUGAGGUGGCAUCCUUAGUUGAAGGAAAGAUGCUGGAGAUUACAGAAUUUUUAGCUGUUAAGGCAGAACGCAAUAUAUCAAUUGAAGCCUAUUUGGAAGACUUUCCUGGACUCAUCCAUUUUGCAUAUGUUAAUCGCACAACUGGUCUCAUGAUUGCGCCCGAUUUGCGCGCUAAUCAGUUGUCUUCUAAAGAGCGUUUAUGGUCGAUGGUUGAACUCUCCCGUAACUACUUAAAGAAGGGCCACUCUACUGUUAUGUGGAAAGAUAAAGUAUUUAAUUACUCAUAUUUUCUUUGGUUUGAAGAUCAAUCGGGUGGUCAUAUGAAACUAGUCGACCUGCAGCAAUAUAUCGUCGCUUCGGCAUCGUCAAGUAAUGCAUUUAAACCUCACUUCGAACCAGGUUUGCUUGCAGCAGACUACUACCAACAACUUACUGAAGUGUGCUUUCCAAAGUCUGCUCCAGGUAAAAUUAAAUGCUACGAACUCUUCUGUAUACACUUGGGUUUAGUUACGGCAACUUGUGCUGUGGAGCAUUCCCGACGUCUUGUGGCCACCAUAGCCGACGUAGUAGGCGAUAAUAAUUAAUGAGCGAUAGUGGACGUAUCAACUUCCUUUCAUUUUAGUUUAUCGAGAUUCAGCAAUGCAUUCCAACGAUAUUCAUUUGGCAUAUUUUUACAAAACUGUUUAUUUGUAAAACUCUUCAUAUUUUUAACUUAGCUUUAACAUUUAAUAUUUAACACGCGCAUUGCGGAACCCAGGCGCUUUCUUUAAAAAUAAAUCAGGCAUUUAAUUAAAAGCGUUAA